Messenger RNA from Fusarium proliferatum ET1, 354 nucleotides. RefSeq lists its product as uncharacterized. The coding region runs from base 1 to 354 and encodes 117 amino acids. Lineage: Eukaryota; Fungi; Ascomycota; Sordariomycetes; Hypocreales; Nectriaceae. The transcript has 2 exons. The record is from RefSeq and is a predicted model, not a curated record.
AUGCCUGCAGAAUUCUACUCACGCUUCUUGGUGCAUCGAUUUGCCAUGAUCGACGUCAUCAUGUCUCUCUUGCGACGUCGAAAGCCCAUCGCACCCGCACCUUUCAUCUUGUAUCAGCAGCAUGAGGAAGCUGAUAUUCAUGGGCCACCUUUCCGCGAGCUCACUGACUGCCCUCAGUCUGUACUUUCCUUUUUGGUAAAGAUAUCGAUAUUGGCUAGCGAUGCUGAGUUGGAGAACGAUGAUCGGUUCGCUGGAGCGUAUCAACUCGAAACGACUAUGCGAGACUCUCCUUGUCUGUCUGAGACGUCGUCGCAAGAUGACCAUCUAAGUACGCUCAAUGCAUACUUUUACUGA